Messenger RNA from Rodentolepis nana, 3816 nucleotides. The record is from the annotation of a GenBank genome assembly. Lineage: Eukaryota; Metazoa; Platyhelminthes; Cestoda; Cyclophyllidea; Hymenolepididae.
AUGAUUGAAAUUUACAUUGUGCUGUUUUGUAAUAUUGUAUUUUUGCCAAUACUAGGUAUUGUUGAAGGACGGGGUGCAAAUAACGGUCAAAUUGGAAUAGCUGCAAUUGAUUUGAACCGACCGGAAAUUGAAGUGUCUCAAUUCCUAGAAACAUGCAGCUAUAGUUGCACUUUAAUGAAAAUGCUUGUCUGGAUGCCAGUUGAUAUUCUUUUGCCUCAUUCUGUUUUGGACCAAUCCAGUAAUAUGAAUCGACUGGUAAAGUUGCUUCAACAGAGCGAAUUCGGUUGUAACAUUAUUGGCGUCAAUCGGCAAUCUUUUAAUAACCAACAAGGUUUGGAAUAUCUUAAGGCUCUAUGCCAUCCAUACUAUCUUCCAUCUAUCUAUGCGUUUCAGGAGAAGUACUAUGGUUUGUCGGCUGUAUCUGCUUUGUUUAAUUACCUGGAAUCCGCGAAACGGGUUUACUAUGCACCUAAGUCACUUAAAGUAGAAUUCGGCAGCUCUUCUCAGUCAACUCUUAUGGAUGCAACAAGCGCACUUAGACUUGGGUUAGUCGGACGGUUAAGUCGUUGCCGGGACCAUAACACGCUCUUCAAAGCGAUCAAUUACACUUGUACUCUUAGUGGUGCUCGUCGAUUAAGGGCAUCUUUAUUGGAACCCCCUAAAGAUUUAACCACCAUCAUCUGUCGGCAAGAUUCUGUAGAAGAACUCAUCUCUAAACCCCGAACCCUACUGGAAAUUCAGAACGUGCUGUCCAAGUUCCCGGCGAUUGACAGUCUCCUUUCUAUGUGCAUUCACCUCUCGGAUUUUCCAGCACCUCUUACUGACAUUCUUACUGCCACCUCUACAUCUGAAUCAGCUGUUAUCUUUGCUUCUUCCGCAUCGCUCAAAGCACAACGAACGAUAUUAUCGCCUGAUUUGGUUAAUGAUGAUAAUCUGCUAACACCCAGUUCUGAUGUGGAGAUGUCACAUGAUGGAAGAGCAGCAUUAACCCUUGUUUCACUGGAUUUCGAGCCAAUAUUCUUAUCCUAUUCGAUCGGUAAAUUCCGUCGUAAAUGUGAAAACAGUCAUAGUGACUACUUUUGUUUACGCUUCUACACCUGUAAGCACUUGCAUUUCGCAGGUCCCGGAACAUCCCAGCAAAAAAGAACCUCCACCUCAAGAUUGAAUGCCACCACUACUGCUACUACUCGUCUUUCCCCCAUGCCCACUUCGACCUCUGGAAGGCAACAUGGCAGUGACACUACUGUCGAUGGCAAAGGCUCUUCGCACUCCACAACCUCCACAUCGAUCUCUGCUGUAACUAUUGAGAAGAACGCCGAACUGCGAAUUACCAAAUUGAUUGCUAUUAAGCAUAUGCUCGAUCUUAUCAAACCUCUGUAUGAUGCUUUGAAAGGGACGUCAACUACUCUGUUGAAGACUUAUCGGGAGAUUCUUUCAGAUAGAGGUUACGGAGAUCUGCUAAAGAAAAUGACAACAGUUCUACAACCCGAUGCCUGCUUUUGCAAAGGGGCACUGCAGAUGCGUGUUCAGAAGUGCUUUGCCAUUAAGCCUGGAGUGAAUGUUCUUUUGGAUCUAACAAGACGUGCUUACGCCGAACAGGUGGAUGAUAUUUCACGUUAUGUUAAAGAACUGGCUUCCAAAUACAGUCUUCCACUUCGUAUUGGUUACAACAAGACAAGAGGCUUCUUUAUCCAGAUUCCUGAGCAAGGAUUGGAUCUACCAAUUCAUCGACGCAAGCAGACAAUUGGUUCUGGGCAAGAGUUGAAUUCAAGCGUAGCUUCCUGUUCUCAAGGCAGUGGCAAUGACCAUGAUAUUGCCGAAUCGCUGUGUACAGAUUAUUCAAAUGAUGGAAGACCUGGCUCAUCACAGAGCAACCGAGGUUUACCGAGAGAAUUUAUAAAAGUUCAGAUUGCUAGGGGCAUAAUCAAUUGCACAACGGCUGAACUGGUGAAACUCAACGAACGUGUGAAAGGUUCUCUGAAUGAGGUCUAUCUCAUUGCUGACAAUCUGGUUUGCAAACUCAUUCACGACUUGCAUCCUGAAAUAAGUCUGUUUUAUCGACUCUCUGAAGCUGUCUCUGGACUUGAUCUGCUCUGUACUCUCGCCCGUGUUGUCGUUUCUGCACCACCUGGCCACACUUUUGUCAGACCGAUUUUUGGCGAUACUUUAGCCAUUCAAAAUGGCCGUCAUAUGAUACACGAUCGGUUUAGUAACACUUUACCAGUUAGCAAUAAUACAUUCGCCUCUACAACACAGAAUGUCUCCAUUAUCCUCGGUGCCAGUAUGAGUGGUAAGACAACCUACCUGACUCAAGUGGCCUUGAUGCAAAUUCUUGCUCAAAUCGGGGCCUUUGUACCGGCAAAGUUCGCAGCCUUUCGACUGAUGGAUAAAAUUUUCGCUCGAAUGGGGUGUCGCGACGAUAUGACCACUAAUGCAUCGACCUUCGCUCUUGAGAUGAGAGAAGUUGGUCACGUGUUCAGGUCAGCAACCGACAAUUCGCUCAUUCUGAUUGACGAUCUCGGUCUGAGUACGACGGAUGAAGACUGUUUCAGUUUGAGCUUCGCCGUCUGCGAUGCACUGGCCAAAAUGCGAGCAUUUUCCUUCUUCACUACCUCCGACACUGCACUCGCCCAACUCCAAUUCCAACAUCUUAAUAUCGAAAUUUAUCAUUUUGCUGUGAGGACUCAAGAGAUAGUAGGAGGUGGCCGGCGAAUUCCCCGAUUGAAUUCUGCAGACUGCUCUUUCUCUUCGAAUGCUUCCGCAUCGUUUAACGAUUCCUUUCAAUCUUCGGUGAAUGAGCCUUCCAACCAAGACGGGGAUACUCGAACCCGUUAUAAGUACACCUAUAAACUGAAGAAAGGUGUUGGAAAGGAAGCGCACUCAGUUGUUGAUCAACUUAGCUUUACCGCUCUCGAUCCAACUUACAUCGCACUCACAAAGAAGUACUAUGACAUCCUGGUGAAUAGAAAGGCAAUGAAAAGAGAUGGGAACCCAACUCUUGAGUCCCCAUCGACUGUUGAAGUAAGUGAAUCAACGUAUGGUUUGUCCGUUACAAAACGAGCUCGACUUGAAGACAAAUCGUCAAAUGGCGUUGAAAGUCGACAAACUCCAGCAAAAGAAGAAGAGGAGAAAUCGAAUUUAAGAGCAGCGAGUGUGAAAUACAAAGAUGGUUUCUCCCACCCUCUCUCUGUUAAGAAGGUCAACCAAAAGGAUUCAGUUCUCCAAAAAUCUCCACUAAAAAAUGGGAACUUAGUGGUGACACCUGCCGGCAUUAAGGAUACCACCAAACAACAAACCCAAAUUGAAGAAACAGAUAAAUCCACUACCGAAUCAAUUUCUUCGAAGAAAGAGGAAUUUUUGAGCCCAUCGGGGCUUAUAAAGGCUAGACAACUAAAUGUAGACUUGGAUGAUGAGGAUAGUCACUCUAUAGCAGGGAAAUUGGAAACACCCAAAAUGCAUAAAAAUCCUGAAAAGGUGAAAUCAGAGAUUAUAAUCACAACAGAAAAAAGUGAAGAAGCUGGUAAAGAAGGGGCUUCAGAUAAACCCGAAGACCUCGAGAACUUUGCUGAAAGAAGUUGCUACACAACGACGGAUCGAAUGAUGCACUCCCUGACCCACCAAACUCAGAUGCUUGCGUGUGUCGCACGGUGUAUAGAUCGAAUUUCGUCUUCAGUACCACUAGAGAGAUGCAACAAUUCAAAAGCUGACGCUGAAGAUCAAAUUAAGGUUCAAGUAGCGAGGAGAAGCGUGGUCUCGCACCUCGACUUUCUUCGCGAUCGAUAUGCUGGGGUUAUAAGGAGCUUCCUUGAAGAUUGA